Ornithodoros turicata is the source of this 3726-nucleotide messenger RNA. RefSeq lists its product as uncharacterized. The transcript has 12 exons. NCBI's taxonomy places the organism in Eukaryota, Metazoa, Arthropoda, Arachnida, Ixodida, Argasidae. Bases 2245 to 3630 code for a protein of 461 amino acids. The record is from RefSeq and is a predicted model, not a curated record.
UGGAAAGCUGGGAAAAGACGAAGAAGGUCACAGGUAGAGUAUAGUUGACGCGUUGGAACGGCAUCUAGCAGAUUGCUAUAGUAUUUGUGACUGUGGCAGCGGUGGAUUAUGGAACCACAACAGAGCACGGCUAUAAUGAUUCCCACUCCGUCGCAAAAUGAGUAAGUACUUUGCGAAACGCAAGAGACACGGACGGACACGGUACCACCUAUUCACUUUGGUAUGCCUAAAGAGCAUGGAAGGGCUUGAAAAAAAAUCUAUCUAGAAAUUAGGACUACAAAUCCUUUGAUACGCACAAGAAGUACAUGUGCUGCGAGCAUUCCUGGAGCGCAAGAAACCUUUCAAUCUCGGGGGGUCAUAAAAGCUCCUCCCCUCGACUGCACGUCAUCCCAGCCACCCAACAGUGAGGCGAGCGCCUUCUUUUCUCUCUCUCUCUCAGUUGAAGGUUCUGUUUGGCGCCGUCCGUCCCCCGUCCGACACAGCAGUCAACUAGAGUCACUGAAUAAAUUUAUGCAGUGACUCUGUAGCGGACCACUUGCCUUGCUGUUUCGCCGCAACAUAUAUGAUUCUUGGCAGUCAAUAAAAAUACUCGAUAAUCUGACGUCACCGCACGCCAACAGAACUGGGAGAGACCACUGCGUGCACCCUUUUAAACUCAUUUUCUCAGCAAUUGCGUGCUUUCCAAAGGAGAUACAGCGUGCGUGCAGAUAAGGUAGUCCUACAUUCAUGCACGUAACGUAUUCCUUGCUUCCCGUACAAACUUCCGGUGACGCACAUUUAUGCCAUACAAACUACCACCACCACCAACAACAACAACAACAACAAAAAAAAAAAAAACUGUAACCAAACUCUGCGUCACAAAAAACGUUUGCCACGCAAACUUUGCUCUCCGUGUAUCCUGAACUGCAUCUAUAGCGAUGUCAGAGUGGCUGUUUCGGCACAGCUGCGUCUGGGUGCCACCGGUGCACAAACCGAAACGACACCUCAUGUGGAUGUGUAAACGCGGGCGUCUUUGAGAUUCACACCUAACGAAGUGUGUACUUUCCUUUAAGUGGAUGGUUUUCUGUCUCUCUGGGGAUACUUAUGGCACGUUUCUGCACCGGUGGCACCCGGCCCUAGCGGUAGUGCAACGCAACUGCGCCGAGACCGCCACGUCCCACUGCACGGAGAGUAAAGUUUGUGUGUUUUUAUGUUGAGUUUCAUCGCACAAAAGUGUCGUCGUGUGCCACCGGAAGUUCGUACGGUAAGCGAGAACGCGUUACGCGCGAAUGUGUGUGACUACUUUAUCUGAACACACCCUUUACUUUGCGUGACAGUUCCUGAAGGUAUAGUGCGUUCGAUGUGCCUUCCAUGCAAUUUUAAAGCACUGCAACUCGCGCUCCUGUGUUAUGUUAUAUAGUGGAGCAAGUGCAUGCAAAAUGGUUCGUGCAUGGAAAUGUCUCUUGGCUCACGUGCCAUCUCGGCUCUUUGUUAGUCUAGAAAACGUGGCUGUGAUGUCGUAGCGAUGCUUAGAGCAUCAUUGGUAUCUAUCCGUUAAAGGCGGCGUUACCGUGCCGCGCUCGGGUCAACGUUUCAGCUUUGAAGAGAUUCAGCCUAUCAAAGCAAUAAAGGUAAAAGAAACGUAAAGGUCAGCGUAUCUCUCUUAGCAUUAUAAUUUUACUUUUAGUUACUUGUGCGCAAAAGAAAAAGUCAUCAUCAUCGUUCUUGAAAUUCGCGGAGUGAAGCGCGGAAAUGCAAUGAAAUGAAAGCGCGGAAAUAAAGCUAGAGUCUAGCUUCAUCCUCCUGAUCGAUCCUCCGCUUUUUUUAUACGAAUUACUUUUUAUAAUGGUCGCAACCAAGUCACAUUAGCCUACAAUCUCAUAAUUCGCACAUCGUACUGCAUUUUUACCACCUGCUGCGCAUAUGAAGAACGUGCCAAAAUGCAAAUGCCCACAUUGGAGAACGUAGAAAGAGAAUGCAAACACGCGGGUGCUAGGCUAUAGUGUUGGCAACGUAAGAAUGUACACGUUGUUUCGUUUGUUUGUGUAUGCCCGUGUCCAUAUUGCCCCCGACUCAGGGAAAUCUUACUAACAGCAUAAUAUAAUGAUGCUGAAAGAAGGAAGUCACAGAAAAGGUUAGCCAGCUGUAGGAGUCGAACCUAUACAUCUCCUGGAUUACUGGAUUUUGUAUGUAUUUGGCCUUUCUAUGUGUUCCAGCCUCAGAACAUCAAUUGUCUAGUAGCCGAUACAUGGUAGUCCAACAUGAAUGCACAUGAAAAUACGUUCCUCCGAGAGAGCUCGGUUCGGUUUUGUUGCUUCGAUCGCUUUGGUGCUGCUCGGGACACUCCUGAUCUUCUUCCUCGUCUAUCCCGAAAUAGUGCGAGGAGAGAAGCUGGAGCUGAUGGACGAAAGCGGUGCAGCUGGAAGUCUGAAAGAAAUGAAAGAGGGAAGCGUCAAUGUCCAGCCCACAAUGGUCUGGAGGAUUGUCACCACGGCCAGUAAAGGCGGCAGCAACACCACGCAGAAACCCAUGACCAGGAAGCCCCUGGUGUGUUCCAUGGGAGCCUACAACGUGACGCUAGCCCAGUUACCGGAAGACGGGCUCUGCGAGUUUCUCUUCUUGGAGUCCAUAGAAAUGGAUUCCAGCAACAGCCUUGAUGUCCCGCAUUGGUUCCGAGUCCGUGCGAAAGCAGCCAACAAGACUGCAUUUGGCCUUUCCCUGCGACAUGGACUGGCGGGACACACGAACCUUGGGCUUCAGACCAACAACGGUCAAGCGUCCUUCUGGAAUCUUUGGGAAGACAGCAUUCAGCAUUACGCCGUUCUGCGCGUUUACAUCGGCAACAAUGUCACCAAUUCUAACGUGGGAGACAUAAUCAAUUUAUUAACGACAAUAAAGUGGCUUCAGGACAACGCCAGAGUUGACGAUCCUGAGGAGCUUGGCUACAUCUUCUUGGGUGUCACCAUCGUCAGUCGCGGAGAUGACGAUAAAAAGCGGAAUGUUCUGGAUCUCUUCAAUGUGAUAAUUAAUGAGUCGCCACUUGAUGCCCUGGUCCUUCAGCCACAGUACUACGCGGACCAUAGUGCGGAGCCCAACUGCAGAGUGACGGGUCACAGCCACUGGGAGGGAUACUUCUACAGUGAUCAACCCACUUACGUGGAAAUGCUAGACUUCCUCAGAACAGCGACCUUUCCCAGACAUUUGGUGUUGGUGCUGUCGGUGAGCAGGGCUGCACUAUUGCACGGAACGCUCGGUGAAGGAAGUUUCAGUGGCUUCGAGGCUGAUGGGGAGCGCUGUGUCAAGCGCAAUCCCGGGGAAAGUUUCAUUGCCCCACCUAGCAAGUUAUGCAGCGUACCAGAGUACUCUCCAGGAGCGACGUUCAUGUCUGCACAAUCUCUCCAAAUGUACUCCUUCGUUCCGGCUCGUCGAUGGCUCUUCGUCUUCGACAAUCACGACACAGUUAAACGGAAGAUGUGCCGCGUUCAUCGCUCGUAUCCCCAUUGGACCUUCGGCUGGGCAAUGAGCGAAGUUGAGCUUUCUGAGGACAGCAACGCCUGUACAUCGUCCCAUAAUCGCACGAGGUUUUCUCUAUUGAGGACCUUGAAGCGGUACAUCAAUAUGACCAUCUUUAAUGAAGGCGAUGUUUGUUAGCCGUACACAACCCUGUUGUUGUGUGGGCCAUAGAUGAAUUGACACAUUCGUGCGGUACUUCUGUAAUAAAAGACUUUCUGUAAACACAAAGCACAA